Molecule: messenger RNA, 646 nt
Organism: Lactuca sativa (garden lettuce)
Lineage: Eukaryota; Viridiplantae; Streptophyta; Magnoliopsida; Asterales; Asteraceae
Product: large ribosomal subunit protein eL34
Biological process (GO): translation
Cellular component (GO): ribosome
Molecular function (GO): structural constituent of ribosome
Source: RefSeq, a predicted model, not a curated record
GCAUCCUUUAUAUACUCAUCUCUAUCUCCCUCUUAAAUUUUCUCUCGUGAAAACAAAUUAGCACAUAGCCGCCGGUCGAAAUGGUUCAACGGCUCACAUACCGGAGACGCCAUAGCUAUGCCACCAAAUCAAACCAGCACAGGGUUGUGAAAACCCCUGGCGGGAAGCUCGUGUAUCAGACCACUAAGAAGAGGGCAAGUGGACCUAAAUGCCCUGUUACUGGCAAAAGAAUCCAAGGGAUUCCACAUUUAAGGCCUACUGAAUACAAGAGAUCAAGAUUAUCAAGAAACAGAAGAACUGUUAAUCGUGCUUAUGGUGGUGUUCUUUCUGCAGGAGCAGUUAGAGAAAGGAUCAUUAGGGCUUUUUUGGUGGAAGAACAAAAGAUUGUGAAGAAGGUUCUGAAGAUUCAGAAAACCAAAGAAAAAACUGCUUCCAAGAGUUAGAUUCAAGAAUGCAUGUGAGUUGGUAUUCUUUUAACCUUUUUUGGAGUAAUUUUGGAUACACUGUGAAAUGUGAAUUAGGGUUUUGAGGUGUCUUGAAUAUGUAAUCGAGCCCCCUUUUGCCUCUACUUUGUUGACAAUCAAUACACUAUUCGGUUUUGUUUAUGACUUGAUCUUUAAUUAAUUUGAAUUUUCUUGUUCUUAUA